AUGGACCCGCCACCUCACCCUCAGUCAGUUGAGAUCGAGGUAAAAUAGAAUUACGUCAAUACUAAACUUCGAAAACAGAUCCUGGUUGUUCAAAAGAUGCAUGCUGAGCGCUAUCCACAGGAUUAUAUAUAAUUAUGAAAACCAAUUGCGCUAUCCAGGAUAAUGCAGAUUUAUAUAUUUAUUAUAUCCAUUUUGAAAUCACUGGCAAUCCCUGCAAUCUGAUUGGCUCUCAGCAAUGUGAUUAAUUUACAAAUCAAACUAUUUUUUGCUGUAAAUCGCAUCAUUCAUGUUCUAAAACGUUUCAUUUCUUUUUUAAAUCGCACCAUUUUUGCUCUACAUCGCAUCAUUUCUGUUUCGAAGACAAAAUGGAUGUAAAAGCCUUUUUGUUUCCGCUUUUCAACAAACCGGCUACUUGAUCAAUCGGUAAAAUAUUGCUACUGACUGAAUUCUGCGAUUUCAAAAUGGCUGUAGUAAGUGGUAAUUGAACUUUACGUCGUGCAAUUUUGGUCUGAAAUCAUACUUGAGAUUUCAAGGACCAAAUUGCACUCCCCUUUCCCUCCGUGUAAGGAAAUCCAAGACAGUCUUGGAUUCUAGAUUCCACCCCAUGGAACCACCUCAGUUCAAUUACCAUCAUUUACCUUUUAACGUCUAGCGCCUGGGCUAUCAUCGGACCGAAUUUCAUUUGGUCAAAAAAAAACUACGUGAAAGUCUCGAUUGGGAAGUAAGGCACACGAAUUUGUCAUCAGUUCAGCUCUUGCAACUGAUUUCUAGAUUUUCCACAUUUAUUGAAACCUGGCAUGUCUGAAAAAACAAAUUUAUAGAAAUAUAGGCCGUGUUUUAGUGGUACUAACCAUUUCAACCAAACGUUUUGGUUGAUUUGGUUGAAGUUCCCAAUCGAACCAAACCAACCAAAAACUUGCCAACAGAACACGAAAAAACCCAACCACCCAAAAACGGUUGGUUCCAAUAGAACACGACCUUAGAAAUAUCAUAAAGGUGUCCGUAUGAUAUAAACUUACGUUGACGUGAGGGAAGUCUGUUCUGAAUCACCUGAUCAAUUAUCACAGGGUACUGACGGUGCGCGAAGGUGCGCACUAACGACAGAGAUCAUCGACCGACAAUAUCCUGAUGUCACCACGGUGUAUGAGAGCUUUCUUCGAGGAAAGAGCAUCACUGGUAAGUUUAUCCAAUUAUUACCUCCUUUGAAAUAGGUUGAGUUUUCUUUCUUUAACACAAAAGCCAGUACCGCCCGCUUUUUCAGUCACACUUGCUGUACUGUCAAAGGUGCUAAGGCCAUGUAACGACAUAAGGUAUUUGACAGAGUGACGUCAAUCUUGGCAGAGGCCGUAAGGUCUCUCUUUAUUUGUCUUCAGCUAUGAUCGGUGGCGCGGGGUCGGUACUGAAAGAAAUUUUAUACUGGGAGCUCCGCCUCGAGGUUCAACCCUUUACUCUUUUAUAUCCCAUUUUUGACCUUUUAUUGACGAAUAGUACCCCUUUCAGAUACCUUGUUUAAAACCUUGCAUCCCUUCCAAAUGUAAUAAAAGGACUGUCUUUUAAAUAUGAAUAAAUGACAAAAUUAAAAUGUUUUCUCCACUCUUCCGCAGCCAAAAAAUGCAUCUGUGAUCUGUUAGCCCUUUAGAGCCUUUCUACAAACCGAAAUGACUGAUUUCCCUACCCUUCUAUGCUUCAAGUGGUGAAACCUCUAACUUUUCAUAUACCUGUGAAAAAGGUACCUCUUUCGGGUGGAGCCUCCCCGUAUAGGCCAUUAUAGGUAGUACCCUCCCCCCCUGGACUAUGAUUUACAUCAAACCUAAAGGGAAAAGUGUUGUCAAAUGAGGAGUUUGACUUAUGAUAAAUAAGCUACGCCUAUGACGAGUAUCAAAGAGCUUAUCUGUUUCUGAAGAACAUUGUUGCACAAUUCCGUCUCGAAUCGAAGACUUUAUUUCCAAACCAUAAUUCUUAUUACAACUCUCCGAGUCUGUCCAGUAGGGAAAAAAAGCUUUUUAUUUUGAUACCCAUAUUUUCCAGAGACGAUUGUUUCACUUCAGAAAGGGUUUUUUUUUUUUGAAAAUGAACCGCUUAUUGCAGCAUGACCUGCCUUUAAUAAGUCUAAGCAAAUCAAAGAAGGUUUAGGAAGUUCCAUCCUCUCAACUUAGAACAGUACUUUGAAAUCAUGGGAUGAACAUCCUUCCGCGUAAAUGCAAGGGAAUCCAAGACAGUCCUAGAUUCUGGAUUCCAUGUCAUUGAUUCCGGAUUCCAGCUACUGGAUUCCGGAUCGUUUGUCAGUGGAACUGGGAAUCCGGAUCCCAAUCGUUAGUGAGAUUCUGGAAUUCAAUAAGCUGUAUUCCAGAUUCCAAAGCCCAGCAUUCCGGAUUCUAAGAGCAUAAAUUUCUGGGAUGCCAAAAUCCGGAUUUUCUUAACUGUGCAAAUCCUUGAAACAAGUUAUUAAUUUUUAAGGUGAUGGUCCCUGUCUUGGAACAUGGAACAAAGAAAGCAAACAAUACACGUGGCUAUCGUAUAACCAGGUAGGGAGUUCUUUUUUUCUCUCCAUUCUUUCUUCAUUUUAUUUUCUCGCAACUGUUGUAAAAAAUAUCUAAUAAUAACAAUAAAAAACCUGGCAACAGGUUAAAAACAAAAAAGGUAGAGAGUUCUAUUCAAGUUAAACCCUUGCGGUUAGGAGGCGAGGAAGUGAGGGGGCGAGGGGGCGAGGGGACGAGGGUGCGUGGGGGGAUGAGGCGAGGAUGACACCCUCCCACUCCACCCACAGAUGUUUCGUGUUCAGCUCUUCUAAAACCUCUACUCAGCUCAGUCAUGGUUACGAGAUAUCACCUUAAACGUGACAUAAGAUCAAUUUAUCUUUGAGCAUAAAUUGCAGAUGCCCUCUUCCAAAAGAGAACAUACAAAAGAGAACCGAAAGAAGCAAAAGUAUAAAAUAUAACUACUUGUUCUCUCCCCAGGUCCACGAACGUGCAACGAAAGUCGGUAGAGGCUUGGUUGCUAUUGGUUGCGAGCCUUCACAAAAGAGUUUCAUUGGUAUUUAUGGACCAAAUCGUGUGGAGGUAUGAUAUCGUAUGAUACUAACUAGUACUUGUACUUUUAUAGGAGUACAAUCCAAAAUCUUUCAUCCGUUGACAGAGUUGCUUGUAUGGGAGACGGUUAAUAUUUUGGUUUUAUGACUCAUGCGGUUAACAGAAAUUUUGAAAAAAUUUUCAAAAUUAAUUUCCAUUGUUCUAAAACAGGAGUACUUUGCAACCAUUCAGAACGAAGAAAACAAGCUGGAGUAUUACUCUAGCUUCUUUUUUUCGUAAAACAGGAUCCAAUAUCUGCAAGGAACGACACACCAUUUUGACACUUUUAAAAUGACAAAUUUCGGCUAGAGAUUUUUUUACGGCUAGCGAGCUUUGCACGUACAUUCUAUGCAUUUCCGUUUGUUCACAGAAAACACAGUCCAGAAAAUCUAGAUCAUUAAAGACAGCAUUUUAUUUAUGCAUUCAUUUCAGUGGACCCUAACUGACCUGGCGUGCGAGAUGUUUUCUAUGGUCACCGUGCCUGUGUAUGAUACACACGGCCCUCAGGACUGCAUCUACAUCAUCAGCCACGGUAGGGGCUGGAGGAUAAGCCCGUCAAUUUUAAUCUCCCGGCAUCUCUUUCUCCCUCUGAAACUAUAUAUCUAUAUGAGUACGCUAUGCUACUUUCAGUGACCAUGCUAAAUGAAGUUGGCCUUUCCCAGGCUCCAAGACAGUUAUGUGCAGUGAUGGUGAUUAUUAGUACGAAAAAUCCCCCUGUGCACUUUUCACACUUUCUAUUUUUCGUGCCAUAGUCACGAAUCACCACUAUCUUGAAACCUGGAACAGGCCAGCCUGCCUCACAGACUUACACUAACCCCGGUCAGUGACGUCUACGAACUUUGUUCUUAGCCUGCGUAGCAGGCGCCAAACGGACUCGACGAAGUACCGGAAAUGUGUUUCGAAUUUGCCUUCAAACCGACUGGCAUUGAAAAUUACUUUUUUAACAGGUCAUUCAUGGCGCGUACUCAAAUCCGGGUACACGGGUGGGGGCCCGUCGGACUUAAGGUCUCGGUAAAGGAAAACGAGGUGCCCACAGAAAAAAAUUCUAGUCGCGCGAGUAUUUACGCUACCAAGGCAAGUUAUAUAUCGUUAAACUAAAAACUAAAUUACCUUAUAAAAGAUUUUAUUUCAGAAUUUUCUGUCAGAGGUAUCAAGUUUACUGCUGAAGCUCCAGCCCUUUCGUUGUUAAAUAUUCACUUCCUUUUUAUUGCAUCUGAUUGACAGAUAAAAGACCUAAAAAAGGGGAGGAAAUUUGCAUAUGUUUUAUUAGCGGAAUUUGCAUUUCAAACUAAAAGUCGAAUCUCGAGCGCGAUUUACGCAAAGAAACUGACAUAAAAUGAGUUACAAAGGGAAAUCGGAAAAUUCCUCAUACCCUUUUUGAGUCUAUAUCAUUAUCCAUCAUAUCUGAAAGUUUCAAAGCGAUAGCUUAAAACCUGUCCCGACUGGAGGUCGGAGAAUUUUGAUUUUUGCGCCUAAAAUAGAGUGAGAGAAAAUCAGCUCCGAAGAUUUAGCGCGAGGUCCACGCUUGGCUGGUUAGCUCAGAAAAGGCUCAUUUUAGAAGGGUUAAAAAGCACUUUCUGGUUUUCUUUUUCUGCCAAAAUAAAACUUAGGACCCACUCAUGCCAAAAAUAAAAAAAAAAAACAAAAUCGAGCAAUGUAAUAAAAUUUUCAUUUACCGAGACCUUAAACCGAAGUUUAGUUUUGUCUGUGGGCUACGAACAGUCUAAUUCUUUAUAAAAAGGGGGAUUAUUUGAAAGGACAGGAAGAAUUAAUGCAGAUGUUUCUGUUUUAAAUAUUUCGACUUACAUUAUCCACAGUCUUUUCUCUCUCUUUGGAGAGCAUCUAUAUUUUGGGCUAUUACCAUUGCUUCUUAGCUUUAGACUCAGAUUCAUCAGGGUGAUAGGCUCCUGGAUUCAGAGGAUUUUUUCAUUUUCAGGCACUGUCUUGGGUAUACGCAUAUUUAUCGUCUUAAAGAAUGAAUCACAGUCAUUUUAACCGAACAACCGAACGCUGGAAACUAUAAACCCCUUGUGAAGUUGCGUCAAAUGAGGGAGAAAUUAGGACGUUAAACAGUUGUACUCGUUUGACUUAUAUUAUGAUUUUUUGAUUCAUUUCCACGAGGCCGCCUUAAACCUCAGAACAAGUCUACAUUAUAAUGAUCUCAAAGCGGCUUGAAAGCAAUGAUUUUCUUGAAAACUUUAUUCUUUGAUUAUACGUUUACAUUACAGCCGAGAUUUCAACUAUUGUUUGCAACGAAGACAAAGUUUCUUCGCUUUUGGAGCAUGCACACUCCUGUAAGGGGCUAAAGUAUCUGAUAAAGAUUGGCACCCAGGUAACGGAGGAGCAAAGCACGACAGCAAAGGGACUGGGACUCCAAAUCAUGUCUUUUUCUGAUUUAGAGGUAGGUCAAGUCCUAAGCAACAAGCCUCCGUUACUCGCUCCAGGCUCAAUUGAUCUUUAUAAAUAGAAAUAUAUUUAUUUGCAAAGACAUUAGGAAAACAUUGGGCAAAGAGCAUGUAGCUCAGGGUUUAAUUCGAAGUAAUAUAUUAAAUUCUCUAAGUUGCUGCAUGAUGAAGCGAUUUUGUAAAUCUCGCAAACAUGUAUUCAAAACCGCAUUAAAUUUGUAGAGAAAAUGCAAGGACAUUCAGCACUCAAUAAGAGUUCGUUUUGCUGACCAUGGCUAGUUUUUAUGCUCCGAUUUUCCACAGAGAAAACAAUAAUGAAAAAAUCAAGGAAUCAGUCUGAAUCACAGUUCCUGGUUCACUCAAAUGUAAAUACACUUAAUUCCCUUCUUCUUAUAAACUCUGGGAAAACACUUCUCAUGCACCUUGUGUAAAUGGAAUAAAUUUUGGGCGUGGCUUCGGAGUCAGGGUCUGUUGACCACAAUUCAAUUCAACCUGUAAGCCCACCUUUCUCUGUCAAUUUACAGGAAUUAGGAGAGAAGAAUCCUCGUGAACUAAAUGUAUGUGAGUUUUGAACUAUAUAUUAAAUUUGUUUUAAAAAAGUAAAGAAGAGCACUUGACACUUAAUUGUAUACUUUUCAGUCGUGUGUAAGUGUCUUAAUUUAAAUGGUUUGUGAGGAGUCAAGCCAGCUUCUGAUGGGAUUCAACAUGAAAACCUAGUGCUUUUGAUCACGCUCUAUAAGAGCAAUUGCCGUUAGAUGUGAAGUAUGUUAAAUGAAAUUGCCUACUUUCAAAUGAACGAAAGAAAUACAAUUCAUAAAAAUUUGUGAUUUGAACCCACUAGAAUACGGUGCAUCUUUGCAGUGCCUCGUUGACAAAGAAAGUUAACAAUGUGCUUAGAAGGUUAAUCCGUAGUAUUCAAAAACUCUGAAUGCAAGAUUUAGAACGAACAUGCUGAAUGGAUUUAACGUAGUUUAGAUAAUUUGAAGUAUCACUGCCCUUUAGCAAACGGACAGCAUUUUUAGAUCAGUGUAAUUAGGCAAUAGUAAAUGUAGAAAUCAAACCGAUUCAAGAAUCCCAAUGUGUGUUUAUAAACAGCCAGCAAAACCAGAGGACAUAUUAACAGUAUGUUACACAAGUGGGACAACUGGUAAUUACCUUUUUCUCGUUUAUUCUGAACCUUUUACAUGGGUUUUGAGCUUUGUUAGGUUUUAGUUUUUAGUGUACAGAACUAACCAAAACUUCUUAUGACCAUCAAUAUAGGACCACCAAAAGGUGCAAUCCUUACUCAUGCAAACCUUGUCAGUGACAUCUCAGCCUAUCGGUGGAUUUAUCAACAGGUAAGUUCCAAAUGAGGUUGAAAAUACAAACAGAAACAACGCCCUACAUAUGUACAGUCUGGGGAAGGCGAAGGGGGAACAGAAACUUAGAACGUUUAUUGACCUAAAAAGUAGCCCUUCGAACCUAAGACCAGACUCAGUCUACAGCCGUGAAUGUCUCGAUGCGCCCGCGGUACUCCCCACCUGGGACCCGGGUGGGGAGCACCUGUUUAUAAAGAAGAAAAGAAAGGUCUCGCGGAUUAAGGCUGCCAAGACCUCUCUUUUUAGAAGUACGGAGAUCUCCUGUAAAAGAAAAAGGUCUAACUUGCUCAAAGCUCUCCUUGAGUGACUGGUAUAUACGAAUCUCUUAAUCGACUGUUUAGGGUUAAUUUAGCUAUUUUUGAUAUUCUUAAGUUUUACUCUUUAGCCGCCAAGAUUUAAUUGUUAUUGUAAAUAAAAUGCCUUACUACCAUCAAGAAAGUGUUACUCUGAUAAAAAAAGGUGUUGUCGAUCGUGGCUCCCUCAUCCAGAUUCUAUCUUGAUUAUCAGCUUUAAGACCUUGGAAACUCCAGGCUACGAUCUCAAGAACAGCUUGUAGCAUUUGCAACUGUAUUUAUCCACCUAGGAUUGUUCUAUAAUAACUAGAAGGUGGGUGUAGUCAAACCUCUAUGGCCCACACUCGGGGAAGGAACAACUGGCUGAUCAAUAAAGAUUAGUCCUAAUUGGAGGUUUUGCUUACAAUUUUAAGUGACAAUUUUGUCCAGUAGCACUUUGGUAACUGGCCUCUGAAUGGCUGAUGACCGCUUAAUAGGAAUAAUAGAGGUUCGAUUGUAGAUUUUACAAGUGCGUACACUAAUCAUAUGUUUUCAUUUCAUAUCAAUUUCAGAGUGGAUUUCCAGAACUGACCCCCGAGGAUGUACAUUUGUCAUUUUUGCCUCUAGCUCACAUGUACGAAAGGAUAAAUCAUGUAAGUUCAUAAAUAAAUAAAUAAAUAAAUAAUAAUUAAUCAGUAAUAAGUGGCGUGAAUUUGGGAUUCUGCUCUUAGUAAGCCUUUUGGACAACUUGACGGAAAUUCUGGCCUUCCAGCGCGCCCGGCUCCGCCAGCGCCAUCUAAUAUUGGUGUGAAAGUGUGGUUGUGACGACAACGAGCGUUACACGGAACCCUACGGUACACCUUAUAGCAAUGGGCGGAUUCGCAAGUAAAACACCUUCGAGUUAUCGGUUUAUGUAUAGCCAGGGAAAUAUAAGCAAGAUAUUUUUUCGUCUCAUUCAGUUUACUAGCUUUUUCUUUUAAGUUUUCAACUUCUCUCUUUCAGCUUCAUUUAAUGCUGAGUGGUGCGCGAAUUGGAUACUUUAGUGGAGACAUAAAACGCCUUCUUGAAGACUGCAAAGAGCUUCAGUAAGUAAAGCAUGUAACCUUUUUAGCCGAGAAUCAGGAAUAAAAAACCCUUGAAUUCUAAACUGGUAUUAGAUUCCUAGAUUUACUAAUAUUCGACUUAUUUUAAACAGACCAACGAUCUUCUCAGCCGUUCCUCGUUUACUAAACAGAAUUUACGACAGAGUAAGUAAAAAGUCCCAGUGGUUUUUGCAUUGCAAGGCCGUUUUUUCUUGCCCAAAUAAAUGUCCGACCGUAUUCCCUGUAAACAUCUAUCAAUUUCCUUGAAGUAAUCGAAAAAACGUUAGCCUAAAUAUGAUUUCCCCAACAGCCUCAAUAUCUUCAGUUUCUUAUCUUGUUGCUUAAGUUGUUACGCCUUUCACAGACUGUUCAGACCAAUGCCGGUUCCAGACCUUGAGAUAAGGGGGCCUGGUCUCCAAAAUUUUUUUUCGGCCCUUCGGGCCUCAGUUUGGCCUAAAAAUAAGGGAGGGGGAGGGGGGAGGGGCAGGCCCCCCGGGCCCCUCCCCUGGAUCCGCCACUGCCCACCUAUCAACGGCCACAAUAUCAAGACGAUAAUCGAUUAAGUUGAUAAUUUUGCUAUUUAUUAUCAAGUUCACCUAAUAACAUAUUCUAUAUUUAACUACUGAUAAGGUGACUUCUGGAGUAGCAAAUAGCAAACUCAAGCAAUGGCUCCUUCAAACGGCACUGAACUCAAAAGAAAACGAUCUAAAAAGGUAACUUUUAAACAGACUUAGUUGAAAAGAUGAUUCGAGUAACCCUCAAAUAUAACUUGUUUAGGAAGCUAAAAUUGACUCACUUGGUUGUUGUUUAGGGGAAUCAUAAGCAAAGACACAAUGUGGGAUGUAAUAGUCUUCCGCAAAAUCCAGGUAUGUUACGUGUUGAUCUUUUUAACGUAGCAGUCUAGACUCGAGGGGUACAGACCUUAAUUCCGAUUAAACCACGUAGUUUUUCGGCUGUAGAAGUUUCGUCCCAAUGAGCGUUGUAAGCGAAUCCAAGACAGGCUUGGAUUCUGGAUCCCACGCCGUGGAUUCCGGAUUCCAGCUACUUGAUUCCAGUCUUUGUCAGUGGAACUUAGAUUCUGGAUUCCAAUCCUUAGUUGGAUUCCGGGUUCCUUGAGAUGUAUUCGCAAAGGAUUUCGGAAUUUCGGAUACUACAGGCAAAAUUUUCCCCGGGUCAGGAUUCUUUUAGCGGGCGAAGAAGUUGGUUGAUAUUCAGAUUUUCUCGCGUGUGCUGUAAAUAUAUAGUUUUCUGGGAUUUUUCCCCUUGAAUAAAUUAUAACCUCUGAAUUAGUUACAACGAUGAAAUGUUCAAUUCACAGAAUCUUCUUGGUGGCCGAGUUCGCUAUAUACCGUGUGGUUCGGCACCCUUGUCUGCUAAGGUGACGUCAUUCAUCAGAUGCGUUAUGGGAUGUCAGGUGAGUUACACGUGACGGGCACAUCAUAUUUUUGCUCACGUGCUAAAACAUAUGACUUCAUAAUCACGCCUUGUUGACGUCAGAGAUUAAACAUGUAUACAAUAACAAGUUCAUAACGCUACCACCGCCCAAUGAAAUGGGUCCAAGGCAGUCUUGGAUUCUGGAUUCCACACGUUGGAUUUCGGAUUCAAGGUACUGGCUUCCGGAGCUUUGUUUGUGGAACAUGGAUACCUGAUUCCAAUCUUUAGUGGGAGUCGCAUUACUAGAGCUGUACUCCGGAUUCCAAAGCCUAGGAUUUCGGAUUCAACGAACAAAAUUUCCUGGAUUCUGGAUUCCGCAAGCAAAAAACUUCCCCGAUUCCGGAAUCCCUUACAUUGGACGACUACCAAUUUGCUCUUGUCUGUUGCCAACUUUGUUUUCGUCCUUCUAAUAAGAGAUUUGUAUUUCAUUUUGACAGCUGGCAGAAGGAUACGGUCAAACUGAGGCGACAUGCGCAGUAACCUUUCAGCUCUACAAUGAUCCCAUAGCAGGUAAGUGAAAAGCUUCAUGCCAAAAAUAUUGACAACACACAGAAAUAAAAUAUGUAUGUAUCUCCUUUUGCACUAACCUGCAGACAUUACUCGCUCUUCUAAUCAAAAUUUGAACUAUUCUCUAAAACAUGAAAGUUCGUUAGACCUUUAACGAUUUAAAUGCUCUUCAUAAGACUGGAAAAAUUCUUUUCCGGAGUGCUCGAAAUCUUUGAGUGUUUUUUGGAACAAGCGAUUAAUGGUCAUCCUUUACUCCUUAACAGAGGGUCAUGUUGGACCUCCAAUUCCUUGCAACAUCGUGAAACUCGUCGACGUAGAAGAAAUGGAAUACUUUGCCAAAAAUAAUCAGGGCGAGGUAAGAUAACAUCCAUCUCACCUUAGUUUAAAACUGUUUGAAUGUUUUUCGCCACUGCGUUUCGCGCGGGAUUCACCUCUCUUUCGCCCCGCCAUGGGGAAUCCUAGACAGUCCGCUUGGUUUCUGGAUUCCGCAUAUUUUGUCAGUGGAACUUGGAUUCCGAAUUCCAAUCGUUAGUGGUAUUCCCUAACAAGGGGACUGAAACCUUUUCAUUCUGACCAGUCUUCUUAUUCUUUGCAAACGGUAAACGUUCCAGGCUUAGCAGUUCUUCUUUUUCUAGAGCUUGAUUCUUUACUACAACUGAACUGCAUCUUCUAUAUUCAGGUUUGCGUGAAAGGACCAAACGUUUUUAAAGGCUACCUUAAGGAUCCAGCAAAGACAGCUGAAACUAUUGAUAAGGAUGGCUGGCUCCACACUGGUGACAUAGGAGAAUGGCUUCCGGUAAUUUAUUUGUACAUCCAAACGAGUAGGAGUGAAAAAAGCUGACCGUGCAUUCUGUAGUGAUGUAAAACGACAUUGGCAAACCAUCGAAUGUUUGAUCGAAGCUAUUGUUUACGUGAUGCUGACAUAAAAGCAUAAGCCCUUUUCUUACGGUUUGAACAAAAUAUGAAAUCGUAUUAUUACUAUUAUUAUUAUUAUUGUUGUUGAUAUCACCAUUACCAUUACUAUUAUUAUUAUUAUUAUUAUUAUUAUUAUUAUUAUCUUGUUGAAAUAUUUUAUACACAAAUAAUAAAGCUAAACCAAAACAAUUAUCCUGACCAAUACUUUUAAAUCACUUAAGGCUAUCUUUUUUAUUUAGAUUGAAAAAAAUAGAGUAUGUGCGCAAGGUAACACACGUGAAACACAGAUGGCUUUGAAACCAGAACCUAAUUGUGCUUUUGCUCUUGCAGAAUGGAACUUUGCGAAUAAUUGAUCGCAAGAAGAAUAUAUUCAAACUUUCUCAGGCAAGUUUGUGCUUAGCUGAACAUUUCAAUACCACUUCUAUAUUUUGAUUUCUUUUUUUUAAAUUCGAUUCUCUUAUCAUUCUAAACUUUCGAUUUUCCUUUUUUCUAGGGAGAGUACAUCGCCCCUGAAAAAAUCCAGAACGUGUAUCUGCGCAGUCCGUUUGUUGCGCAGGUAUUUGUUGUUGGAAACAGUUUGAAGGUAAGAACACUGUAGUCUGAAAUGUCUACUAUCCCCAACCGCAACCCGUGGGGUUAGGGGGUGAAGACGGCUGACAAUUCAGACUAGAUGGGCUUAUCCCUUUAAGCCCCAAUAUCCACAUUAAAUUCUCCAUAGUGAUCUUCAUACAUUUCCUUCAAGCGUUAGUUGAGAGAGUUUGUUAACAGAUCUAUGCAUUUUCCCUUCAAUGAUCAUUUUAUUAACUCUCAUAACCAUUUCUGUUGGUAACAUAUGGAUAUUGUUAUGAGAAAAUUGAUGUUGGUCAAUAUUGGGACUUAAAGGGCGGCGGGGCUCCUAAAGGCAGAGGAGAGGGGGAGGGGGAGAGAGGAGUAUUCUUUCGCUCUCUUUCCCAACCUCAUGUCAAAAUAUUUCACUUACAGGCAUGCUAAGAAAAUGGCGAGGAAGCUGGCCAAACUGUUAGUGAAUAGGUACAAGAUAGAUCUCGCAUUUUUUUAAAAAAAUCAUCUCGCUAUGAAGGGAUCCAAGGGCUAAAGACAUAUCAAUGGGUAUUGAAAACAAACAAACAAACAAACAACUUUAAUUCUUUUUCCAGUCUUUCAUCGUGGCAAUUGUUGUCCCGGACGCAGAAGUCCUGGAGCCCUGGGCCCGAAAUAAUGGCAUUGAAGGAGACAUCAAACAGCUUUGUGAAAAUAAGGUAAAACACUUCUUCUUGAACUUCCCUUUAAAUACUCUUCGAAUAAGAACUGGCUACCUUUUUUCUCAGUUUAAAUGAUAUCUCAAGCGCACAAUGGAAGGGAAUCCAAGACAGUAUUGCAUUCCGGAUUCCACGCAGUGGAUUCCGGAUUCCAGAUACUGGAUUCCUAAUUUUCCGACCUUGAAUAAAAUGUCGUUGAUGAAAACAAAAAUUAUUGUUUUAAAAGACGUUAACAGUAAAUAUCCGAUAGCUUGCUCAACAGAGCAGCUGUUAGUUUUUGAUAACUCACCAGUCUUACUCGGACCCAACGGAAAAAGACCUCAAAAAGCCACCCACUCCCACGGAAAUUGCGUCCUUUGGAUCCCCCCUCCCCUCGGAAUUUCAGUUGCCCGCCGUGAAAGGGGUAUGGAUAUUUUCUGGAUCUACAUAUUCCGGAUUCAAAACGCUAGGAUUGCCGAUUCCACAAGCAAAAUUUUCCGGAUUUCGGAAUCCCUUACAUGUGCCGUAUUUCUGACAUCAGCUAACCCAAUUUUUUGUGAAAAAAAAUCACAGGUUAAAAAUUGAUAUGAGAAUACUUUUGUUUCCGAACUUCGCUCAACAUAUAAAUUAGAGAGUUUAAGAUACCACGACGGCGACGGCCACGAAAAUUUUGCUUAAAAAAUGAAUUCGCGUUCUUUCAAUCUCUAUCGCGAUUAUUUCAAUUUGCUUUGUCAAAUGCAAGCGAACUCUUCUGGAGCCGAGUUCCUCACGACCAUAUCCAAGUUCAGAAAGAGAAAGAAACGUAAAAUAAGGGUUUUCACGUCAUAGUCGCGCAGCGACUGCAAAGAUAACACAAAAAAGCGCAAUGCAGGUGCAGAGUUGCUCUUUUGCCUUUUUAACCUAUUGCUUUUUAGACGUUCUCGUUGCCUGCGUCGUCGUGGAUCUUAAAUUCCAUAUUUCCUCAUUUUCAGACUGUGUACCAGACUAUAUUCCAAGACAUGCUGGACAAAGGCCGAGAGGGUGGACUGAACUCUCUAGAACAGGUACAAGUCUCUGAGUGAUUCAGUUACUAGACUUUCAACGAUUUUACUUAACAGAAAACACAAACAAAAAACUAUUUCACGAAGUUAACCGGUCUUUCUCGUGGGCGUCGAGGUUAUUGAUAUGCUAUACUGCUUCCACGCUCAUUGGCUGAUUGGUUCGAGUUAAUGAACUAUAAUAACUUCUUCAUCAACCAUGGACCAUUCUAGAGUAACUACAACUUUAUGUAAAAAGUGUAUUUUGAUUUUUGAGGUUUCAGUUUCUAGGAAGGUUUUACUUCACUAUUUGGCAUAUAAAGUAUUACUAUUGACCCGGUUGUUAGUUUAGCGCGGCAAGUUUAGCUCAGUCGGUAGAGCGCUUGACUGCAGAGCGGUAGGUCGCGGGUUCGAUUCCCGGGACCGGACCAACACUCAGGAUCUUAAAAUGACUGAGAAAUGAAGGUUCCGCCUUUGCCCUGGAAACGGGUAGACCUUCGCGUGGCUCGGAUGACCACGUACAAUGGCGGUCCCGUCUCCAUUAGGAAACGUAAAACUAGUGUCCCCAAUUAGUACUUUCGUGCUAAAUACAUUGACACUCAAAUAAAGUGCUUUUUUCAGUAAUUAUCACCUUUUAACGGAAAUUACUUAGCCUUGUUCGAGAUUCACCGGAGAUAAACGCAAGCGCUUGGUGUAGAAUGCACUCGAACUUCUUCAGACUGCAUUCUGCCAGGCCUCUCUGUAAGGUUGGUUUUUGUGAGAGGAUAAGAUAAAGCGAACGCUAUGUUCUGAUAGGUGCAAGACCAUGUAAUAAAUCCUUUAUUGACCAAGCUUGUUCGGUUAAGAUGUUGUCCUGGUUUUCAUGAAUUCACGUUUCCCAAAUAAAGCCAUAUUUAUAGGUUAUUCUACAGCUACAUCUAUCUCUGACAAUUAAUACACUAUUUACGAAUAUAUUAAUCUUUUAGGUAAAGAGGAUCCACCUCCAUCCAGAGAUGUUUAGCAUCGAGAACGGACUUCUCACGCCGACGCUUAAAGCAAAAAGAGUUCAAAUACACCGAAAGUUCAAAGAAGAAAUUGAGCGGGUAUUCGAACAAGCAGAAGUAGAACAAAAAACAGUUUGAAUCUGUUAAGAUUCACGAGUAGGUCAACACAACGAUUCGCU
Messenger RNA from Porites lobata, 14454 nucleotides. Lineage: Eukaryota; Metazoa; Cnidaria; Anthozoa; Scleractinia; Poritidae. The record is from the annotation of a GenBank genome assembly.